This is a messenger RNA of Ixodes scapularis (black-legged tick), 1920 nucleotides long. RefSeq names its product 4-hydroxybenzoate polyprenyltransferase, mitochondrial (gene Coq2). Gene Ontology annotation, biological process: ubiquinone biosynthetic process. The transcript is spliced from 7 exons. Bases 656 to 1807 code for a protein of 383 amino acids. Gene Ontology annotation, cellular component: mitochondrial inner membrane. The record is from RefSeq and is a predicted model, not a curated record. Lineage: Eukaryota; Metazoa; Arthropoda; Arachnida; Ixodida; Ixodidae.
AACAUAAAAAACGAUCGAAUCCAAUCCAAAGCUGCAGCCAGCUGCAGCCUCCAGUAAGCAGCGCAUUUUCGCAUUCGCGGGAGCGCGUGUGGCGCGUGCAGCUGGGAUGACUGAAACGCUGAAAUCGCAGUGCUCAUCACUUGACUGGCCUCCACCGUCGACGCUACCAUCCGCUGCCGUGAUCGUUGCUCAAGACUCCGUUGGUUAUCGCGUUCUAAAAAAGACGAGCGCACGCGCAGUACUUUUUUUUCGCGCAUAUUUACACUCUCUACGAGGAUAAGCUGUAGGACAAUCAAGGACGUCUGGUUUCACGUACGACGCGGCGGAAACUCUCGUCGACGGACCAACGCACGUUCGAGAACACCUCCCCGGCAGCACACAAUGUGACCGCAAGCGGAACCUUCUUUUUUCUUCGGCGAGAGCGGAAACUGUUCCGCUCGUGACCGCCACACUAAAGGCAUGUUGACGGUCGCCGCCUAUUCGCUCCGACGACACCAGCGUCGACGCUGUCGCGAGGGCAGUGAAAACCAAACACGUGCGUGUUGCAGCCAACUCUGCCAGUCUUCCAGCCCCAGAAUGAGGCUAGCGAAGGACUGCGUUGUUUCUACUUAGAAAGAAACGCUAGAACAGAGAAAUCGAGUCGACGACUGUGAUCAUGUUGUUUAUGCUGGGGAAACCGGUGUGCUGUAUCGCUGGACGCGGUAUGGCACUGCCCAGCUUGAAGUGGUGCAGCGCCACGGACAUGGGGAUGUCCGCUUGCAGACUGUUCGUCGUGUGUUCAGUGGGCGACAGGGUCAGCGAGAGAUGGUCGGCAAAGACGUCGAAUCACAGCUGCGUCGGCAGGUUCAAGUCGUCUUCCACGCGAAGGGAUGCAGCGUACGGCGCGCGCAGCAACGCAGUCUCCCACCGCCGGACUUUGCCGGAGAGGUUGGUGCACUUGGCACCGACCACCUUGCAGCCUUACCUGCGGCUCAUGCGGGCAGACAAACCCAUCGGAACAUGGCUGCUGAUGUGGCCUGGGGCUUGGAGCAUCAGCCUGGCAUCCCAAGCUGGUUGCCUUCCUGACCUGAAGCUCUUGGCGUUGUUUGGUGCCGGCGCCUUCCUCAUGAGGGGUGCAGGCUGCACCAUCAACGACAUGUGGGAUCGAAACAUUGACAGCAAGGUGGAGCGAACUAAGUACCGACCCUUGGCUGCUGACCAGCUGUCCAUGUUUGAUGCCCUGGUGUUCACCGGUGGUCAGCUUGGUCUGUCGACACUGAUCCUACUCCAGCUCAACUGGUACAGUAUUGUCCUGGGAGCCAGCUCAGUGAUUCUAGUCACCCUGUAUCCAGCCAUGAAGCGGAUCACCUACUGGCCGCAGCUUACACUCGGACUCACCAUAAACUGGGGAGCCCUGUUGGGCUGGGCGGCUGUCCACGGCGCGUGUGAUUGGUCCGUCGUGCUUCCACUGUACGCUGCGUCUCUCUGCUGGACGCUCAUCUACGACACCAUCUACGCGCAUCAGGACAAGGUAGACGACGCCGUGAUUGGGAUGAAGUCGACCGCUCUCAAGUUUGGUCCUCGGACCAAGCGCUUCCUGAGCCUCUUUUCGACCGGUAUGGUCGGCAAUCUGGCGCUCUGCGGACUCGCCUCUGGUCAGUGCUGGCCGUACUACGCCGCCGUCGUAGCCACGGGGGCGCACCUCGCUAAUCAGAUUUACACGCUCAAGUUGAACGAUCCUGCCGACUGUGCACGCAAGUUCGUCUCCAACCGACAGAUUGGCUUCAUCAUGUUCCUAGGGAUUCUGUCUAGCAGUCUUGUCAGGUGAAGUAGGAAAGAUGCGGGAGGAACUUAGUCACUGUUAUCCAGUCCGGUUUGUUAUUGUUAUUUUACUCUGCUCCUCGUUGAUGCCCGAAUAAAAGGUGUUUAUGAUAGGUUGAA